Molecule: messenger RNA, 2041 nt
Organism: Scylla paramamosain (green mud crab)
Lineage: Eukaryota; Metazoa; Arthropoda; Malacostraca; Decapoda; Portunidae
Product: beta-hexosaminidase subunit beta-like
Exons: 13
Coding region: 342-1982 (546 amino acids)
Biological process (GO): glycosaminoglycan metabolic process; carbohydrate metabolic process; ganglioside catabolic process
Cellular component (GO): membrane; lysosome
Molecular function (GO): beta-N-acetylhexosaminidase activity
Source: RefSeq, a predicted model, not a curated record
CGUGGUGUUAGUGUCAACUCGUGGGAGACACCACAGGUUCCUAUAAUAAUUGUUGGUGUGUUCUACCUCUCCCCAACAAGAAACACCAAUGAUAUUCGCGAUUCACAUGCUAUUGAAAGUUAUGGUAAAAAUAUGAUAAUAUAUCAAUGUACUUCUGUGAUAAAGAAAAAUAGUAUCCAUCAUCGUAAGGAAAGGAUUAAGGCGUUUAUAAAUGCGCGCGUUAGGGCGCCUUUACCCAUGUGAGUUAUGGUGCGUUUACAUUUGUCUGCCACAUCUUCUACAUCAUCUGCCACAUUGAAAAAGCUAUUUAAAUCACCUCUCCAAGUUUACAGCAUCUUGACAUGAUAAUUGCAACAAUUCUAUUGAAUUUAAUAUUGGCGACGGGAUGGAUGAGGCAAGUAAUGGGCGGGUUUCCAAUGGUGACUCCUACGGUGGGAGACAUAUGGCCGCGCCCCCAGUUCGCAGAUAUUAGCAACGCUAAGCAUUUGGUCAUUCAUCCAGACACUUUCAUGUUCGUGGUUGUAGGAUACACCUGUGAUAUCGUAGAGGAAGCAACGAAGAGGUACAUGAACAUCCUUUCUAAGUCCACAUCUUCUCAGCGAGAAGCAGGAGAGGCAUUGGAAGGAGGCUCAGGCAUCCAUGGUGUCUUGGGUCAUCUCAAUGUCAACCUGUUGGCAGAGUGUGAGGACUUCCCUUAUCAGGGCAUGGAUGAGUACUAUGAGCUGAAAGUGGCUACCCCAGACGCGCCAGGGGAGGCUUCCCUUACCGCUUACAGUGUAUGGGGCAUCGUAAGAGGCCUGGAGACGUUCUCGCAACUUGUGCAAUCAGAUUCCUCUAGUCUCAAAAUUAUGAGUGCAGAGAUCAUGGACUUUCCUAGGUUCAGUUACAGAGGCCUAAUGUUGGACACAUCGCGACACUUCCUGCCACGGGCCAAGAUCCAAGAAACCCUUGACCUUAUGGCCAUGAAUAAGUUUAAUGUCUUCCAUUGGCACAUCGUGGACGACCAGAGUUUUCCUUACGUUAGCACUGCCUUUCCAGAUCUCAGCCUCCUGGGUGCCUACACGCCACGUCAUGUGUAUACAGUAGAUGACGUGGCCGACGUUAUUGAGUACGCUCGGUUACGAGGCAUCCGUGUUGUACCCGAGUUCGACACGCCAGGUCACACUCGAUCAUGGGGUCCUGGUCAGCCCUGCCUUCUGACGGAAUGUUACAAGGGUUCUGAUCCCGAUGGAACAUUUGGUCCGAUCGACCCAUCUCACAGCGCCAACUACGACUUUCUGGAUGCGUUUUUCUGGGAGGUGACCAGCCGCUUUCCUGACCUAUACAUCCACCUCGGAGCAGACGAAGUUUCCUUUGAUUGUUGGAAGAGCAAUCCUCACAUCUCAGACUUUAUGGAGCAGCUUGGCAUCAGCGGCGAUUACAAAAAGCUGGAAGAAUACUAUAUCACGAAACUGUUUGAUAUCAUCCAGAAUUAUCCCACCAAUAACAGGUACUUGGUGUGGCAGGAUGUUUUCGACAAGGGAGUGAGCCUGCCAAAUAGUACAGUGGUGCAAGUUUGGCAAGAUGGAGACUAUCCAGAAGAUUUCAUGGCCGAAAUUGAUGCGGUUACGUCCGAGGGUUUCUUCACAAUUCUUUCUUCGUGUUGGUACCUCAACCUUGACACGUUUGGGUCUGACUGGUUUGAUUACUACAGCUGCGAACCCCAUGAUUUUGAAGGCUCGGAGGCACAAAAGCAACUGGUUCUCGGAGGAGAGGCGUGUGUAUGGACGGAAUAUGAGGACCGCACGAACCUGAUUCCACGUACAUGGCCCAGAGCAGCUUUAGUGGCGGAGAAGCUAUGGAGUGCUGCAUCUGAUACCGUCAGUACCGAAGGUGUUCCCUCCCGCCUGGAUGAGCAUCGCUGUAGACUGCUGGCACGAGGCUACGAUGUAGAGCCUCUUCUUCCUUCCUAUUGCUCCGCUGAUAUCGCAUUAGGAGAGUGAAGAACCUGUUGCUGUUUUCGGUACCUGUAUGUUUCUAACAAUAAAAUUCAGGACCUUUC